Messenger RNA from Colletotrichum paranaense, 1764 nucleotides. RefSeq lists its product as uncharacterized. The transcript has 2 exons. Lineage: Eukaryota; Fungi; Ascomycota; Sordariomycetes; Glomerellales; Glomerellaceae. The record is from RefSeq and is a predicted model, not a curated record. Bases 1 to 1764 code for a protein of 587 amino acids.
AUGAUGGCUUCAAUACAGAAAUCUAGCCCUUGGGCUGGUAUGAUUACGUGGUUAGUAUGGGGUGCUGCACCGCAACCAUUUGCUCUCGCAGCUGAGCACCACACCAACACUUUCCGAAAGUGCAUGGGAGACUCCGACUCGAAUGGAAAACUGGGGAGCUCGCUUGGCAUAGAUGGUAAGAUCCCCGCAGUGUUACCCAGCUCCACGAGGCAACUCAUUCGUCAAAGGGUUCUGGGUCUGCCUUCCAAAGGCUGUGUUGAUCCUCAACCGCUGACUUGCGACAAACUCGAGAUACCGCCAAUUGACGGCUUUAAUGUCAUAGUCACCGAGAGCAAUGAGGUCCGCGACUAUGUUUUACCUACUGACCCAACGUCGAAAUUCGACUUUUGCAACUUUACUCUAGCACUCAAUCACCAUGGCGCAGACGACGUUGUGUUUGUGAGCAUUUGGCUACCCUCUGAAGAUACCUGGAACGGACGCUUUCUCGCCACUGGUGGUGGCGGUCUUGCUGCGGGUACCUUUGCCUCAGCUCUUGCUGGUCCCGUCUCCAAGGGAUUUGCUGCUGGCUCGACGGAUGCCGGGCUAACGCUGAAUCACACGAUUGACGCGAACUCUGGUCAAUGGGCUCUCAGAGCCAGCGGCAGUAUCAACGAGCCAUUGAUCGAAAACUUUGCCACGCGGUCCAUCCAUGAGAUGGCCCUUAUCGGCAAAGAGGCAGUCAAGGCAUUCUACGGUACCAAACCCCACCACUCUUACUACAGCGGCUGCUCCCAGGGUGGACGACAGGGCUACUUCGCUGCUCAAUACGAUCCGUAUGACUUCGAUGGUGUCCUGGCCAAUGCCCCAGCCAUCAACACACCUCAAUUAUCCCCUGCGGACUUUUGGCCAUCGGUGGUCAUGGGCAACAUUGCCGCACCACCACAGUGCGUUUUCCUGGAGUACCAAAAGGCAAUCAUUGCGGAGUGCGAUCCACAGGAUGGCGCAAAAGAUGGCCUCAUCUCAGCGCCCGAGAAGUGUCAGUUUGAUACCAGCCAACUCAUUGGGCAGAGCAUCAACUGUACUGAUACUGGUGGACCUGUCGUGAUAACGGAGGACUUUGCCGAAGUCAUUGCGAAAACACUUGAAGGCUCAAGAACUACAACAGGCAACUUCUUGUGGUAUGGAAAUCCACCAGGCGCGCCCUUCACCGGCCUCGCCAACACGAAGACGGUUGAUGGUGUCACCGUGCCGGUGCCAUUCGCCGCGGCCGAAGCAUGGAUGCGAUAUUUCGUAGCACAGGACCCAGAUCUCGACACCGCAUCUCUCACGUCCGCAGAGUUUGAGGAUAUCUUCAACGAGUCUGUGGCAAAGUACACGAAGCCUUUUGGAUCCGAUGAUUUCGAUCUCACGGAGUUCAAGCAAGCGGGCGGGAAGCUGUUGACUUGGCAUGGCAUGGGUGAUCCGCUCAUCACCCAUCUCGGGACGACACUUUUCUGGGACAGACUUCAAGAGAGGCUGGGUGGCGUGGAAUCUCUGAAGAGCUUCUAUCGGCUGUUCUUGGCGCCGGGGGCGGGACAUUGCGGUGGUGGGUACGGCCCCGUUCCCGUUGAGCCGCUCUCUGUUCUCGUCGACUGGGUCGAAACUGGCAAGGCCCCAGAUACUUUGUUUGCUGUGACGACGCAGAGUGGUACCAACACGACUCGGAACCUCUGUCCUUACCCCCACUCUAUCAAGUACAAAGGAAGCGGAGACGUGAAGGAUGCCAUGAGCUUCACAUGCGAGUGA